AUGGAUCCAAUCAACAACAAUUUCCAUAUCCCUCCUAAGCCACCGAAUAAGGAUACUAACACUCAAAAAGAAGAAAUCAAAAGUUUUAAAGACAAACUUAUUGAAGGAGUACAGCAUUCCCUAAAAAUUGCUGAGACCCCUACAUAUAUUGAUACUACUACAAAACUCCAAGAAUCAAAUCCCCUACCCAUUCACUCAAGGUCCGUGGAUGAACAGAGAAUUCACUUGACAGAGGAAGACCAAGAAUGUAUAUAUCAACCAUGGAGAUAUUCUCUCAUUAUCAAACUACAUGGUAAAAAAAUCCAACACCAUAUCCUCAAAAAGAAAAUUCAGGUUGCUUGGAAAAUUAUGGAUAAUUUUCCCCUAAUCGAUUUGGGAGAAGACUACUACAUAGCAAAAUUCAAAUGCGAAGAACACAUGAUCAGAGUCCUAAACAAUGGCCCGUGGUUCAUAUUUGGCCGUUUUCUCUCUAUCCAGAGAUGGAAGCCAAACUUUGUGGCAACAGAAGUAAAGAGCUCACUCACAGCCAUUUGGAUUCGUCUACCUCAAUUACCAACCGAAUUUUAUGAUGGUAUUAUUUUAGCAAAAAUUGGAAAUGCCAUUGGCAAGUUACUAAAAGUGGAUACGUGCACUUCUUCAACGCUAAGGGGACGCUACGCUAGAUUGUGCAUUGACCUCCCACUCGAGGUUCCUGUAAUUCCCUUCAUCAAUAUUGGCCACCAUAAACAAAUCAUCCAAUACGAGGGUGAGAAUACUCUAUGCAAGCAAUGUGGAAGACUGGGUCAUGUGGCAAUGAGGUGCCACUAUGUAAAAACUCCACUGCCAGCCAUAAACUCCAUUCCAGGUAAUCCAAAUCCUCACUCUAAGGAAGUAAGAAAUGUCAGCGAAGUUAAUGGCAAUGCAUGGCAGACGGUUAAGUUCCCAAAGAAAAAAAGAACCAAUGGAAGAGGUUCUGAAACCACUCAAAAUCCAGGUAUUCAAUAA
This is a messenger RNA of Nicotiana attenuata, 984 nucleotides long. RefSeq lists its product as uncharacterized. The transcript has a single exon. The record is from RefSeq and is a predicted model, not a curated record. Bases 1 to 984 code for a protein of 327 amino acids. Gene Ontology annotation, molecular function: zinc ion binding; nucleic acid binding. NCBI's taxonomy places the organism in Eukaryota, Viridiplantae, Streptophyta, Magnoliopsida, Solanales, Solanaceae.